Messenger RNA from Trichoderma harzianum CBS 226.95, 502 nucleotides. RefSeq lists its product as hypothetical. Gene Ontology annotation, biological process: proteolysis. Lineage: Eukaryota; Fungi; Ascomycota; Sordariomycetes; Hypocreales; Hypocreaceae. The annotation marks the transcript as partial. The record is from RefSeq and is a predicted model, not a curated record. Gene Ontology annotation, molecular function: metallopeptidase activity. The transcript has a single exon.
UGGUAGUGACCAUGGCACACGAACUGUGUCACUGUCUGGGACUGGACCACUGCACGUACUUUGCGUGUGCGAUGCAGGGGUGCGGCAGUGUCGACGAGGCACAGCGGCAGCCGCCGUAUGUGUGUCCUGUCUGUCUAGAGAAGCUUUGCAGUGCGAUAGGGGAGGGUGUUGUUGACGGGUGGGAGGACGAGGGGAUGAGAGCUAGGUUUGUGAGGGAGCGGUAUGAGGCGUUGAGGAGGGUUUGUGGGAGAUGGGGGGAUGCGAAUGUGUCGAGGAUGUUUGCUGGAUAUAAGGCUUGGUUGGAUGCUGUUAUUGAGCGAGGUUCUAGAAAGGUUGUUAUUGUAAUUGAUGACUGAAUGGGUUUGGAUUGACAAGAUUAUGUAUGGGAUAUAUAGAAGUAGAAGCUAGGCUGUGUUAUGACCGGGGGGAUGAGUGAUACUGACGAACAUGUUCGAGCUGGCCAGUAAAGUCUUAUACAUCAGCUCUUGAUUAUAAUAUAGAC